UUUACACACACCGAAUGUGAAACCAGGGCGUUUACAGCGGAAGAUAAAGAGUGGACGGGCGUUUAUAAAAGGCGCGUUUUGGGGCACCAUUCAUUCUGAAGGAAUGAAAUCUUCCGUUUCUGAACUUUUAAAGACCUCUUCAACGAACCACGUUCUUCCGCGUUGAAGCUGUCAGAAAUUGAUGUGGAUAAUCGCAUCGCUCGGACCCCUUCCUUCUUUCGACAGACAAGAGCUGCUCAGCUCUUUAUUUCAAGACUGUAUCAUGAAAACGAAGGCCGUGCAGGUUAUGAGGGAAUGUAAACUCUUGCCAUUUCUAGACCAGAAGCCAGAGACAUCCUGCCCAGAAUAACUUGAUGAGAGCAUCGUUGGAUAACCAAUCCAAUCCAGACCAUACACAAACUAAAUAGAAAUUUAGCAAACCAAAGGAUUUUAUGUGCUUUUGCUCGCACCUUUACCCAAAUAAGCACAUUUUUUUGCAGACAAUUGCAUUUUGAACGGCGAUCGAGGCAUAAACAUGUUAAAAACAGGAACAGCGAUGGAGGCGGCAGAUAUUGCAGUUGUUGCACUUUAUUUUGUGCUUGUGCUUAUAAUUGGUCUGCUCGCUAUGUGGAAGGCCAACCGUAGCACUGUCAGUGGCUACUUCCUGGCAGGUCGGACUAUGAAUUGGGUGGUGAUCGGUGCCUCACUGUUUGUCAGCAACAUCGGCAGUGAGCAUUUUAUUGGACUUGCUGGUUCUGGUGCAGCCAGUGGCUUUGCAGUAGGCGCCUGGGAGUUCAAUGCCCUCCUGCUUCUGCAGCUGCUCGGUUGGGUGUUCAUUCCAGUCUACAUCUACUCUGGAGUUUACACCAUGCCAGAGUACCUCUCCAAGCGCUAUGGGGGCAAGCGGCUAAAGAUUUACUUUGCAGCCCUCUCACUUCUGCUCUACAUCUUUACUAAACUCUCAGUGGACUUGUACGCAGGAGCUCUUUUCAUUCAGGAGUCUCUUGGCUGGAACCUCUACCUGUCGAUCAUCUUGCUCAUCUCUAUGACAGCCUUGCUGACAGUAACCGGUGGACUGGCUGCUGUGAUAUACACAGACACACUACAGGCCGUGCUCAUGAUUGGCGGUGCGUUAACCCUCACCAUCAUCAGCCUGGUCAAGGUGGGUGGUUUGGAAGGGGUGCGGGAAAAAUACAUGGAGGCCAUCCCCAAUGUCACAGCCAUCCUGGCUAACAACAACUUCAGUUUCCAGUACACAAACUCCUGCCGGAUCCACCCCAAGCCAGAUUCUCUCAAGCUCCUGCGAGGACCGCUUGAUGAGGACAUCCCUUGGCCAGGUUUCAUUUUGGGUCAGACACCCUCAUCCAUUUGGUACUGGUGUGCAGACCAGGUCAUCGUCCAGAGAGUGUUGGCCGCCAAGAACAUUGCCCAUGCCAAAGGCUCCACGCUUAUGGCAGGAAUGCUGAAGAUCCUUCCCAUGUUCAUCAUCGUUAUUCCAGGAAUGAUCUCACGAAUAUUGUUCCCCGACGAGUUGGCAUGCAUCAGCCCAGAGCACUGCAUGGCUGUAUGCGGCAGUCAGGCCGGCUGUUCCAACAUCGCCUACCCUCGACUGGUUAUGAGCGUGAUGCCAGUGGGCCUCAGAGGGCUGAUGAUGGCGGUGAUGAUCGCUGCCCUCAUGAGUGACCUAGACUCAAUUUUUAACAGUGCUAGCACUAUCUUCACACUGGACAUCUAUAAAAUGCUGCGCGUAUGUGCCUCCUCCCGUGAGCUGGUGAUCGUCGGCAGGUUUUUUGUGAUAGUCAUGGUGACUAUCAGCAUAGCUUGGGUGCCUGUCAUUAUUGAGAUGCAAGGUGGCCAGAUGUACCUGUACAUCCAGGAAAUGGCAGGAUACCUCACUCCACCCAUUGCUGCCCUCUUUCUACUUGGAGUCUUCUGGAGGCGUUGCAAUGAGACCGGCGCAUUUUGGGGCGGCAUGACUGGGUUCGUACUAGGCACUGCCCGCCUCUUCCUUGGCUUCAUAUAUCGUGAGCCAAAAUGUGACCAGCCAGAUGAACGCCCGGCUUUCAUCACAGAUGUCCACUACAUGUACAUUGCUGCCGGGCUGUUUUGGAUCUCCGGGCUGGUGGCUGUGUGUGUCAGUCUGUGCACAUCUCCGCCAGAAGAGGAGAAGGUCAAACGCACCACAAUCUGGGGCUUGAAAGAGCUUAAGCACCUCCCUGUAAUUGAACGAGAAGAGAAAUACAAACUCACUAAUUGCAAUGGUGUUCUCAAGAAAGAUGUUCCAGAAGAUGUCCAGAAUGAUAGAUGUCUUGAUGGGGCUGACAUGAAACUCCUUAUGCCCUCCCCUUGUGACCAAGAUCCUAUGAUCCCCAGCACAGAGGCAUCCACACAGAUGGAGCUCUAUGCCAAUGGUCAUGCAAAUCUUGUCAAACAGAAGAAUCAGGGCGAGUGUGAUGAAGAGAGCUGCCUGCAAGUGUUUGACUGGAUUUGUUGUCACAAAGAGAAAACAUCAGUGGUUGAACCCAAAGUGGUUGGAGAAGAUGAAGAAACUGUUUGUGAAAUGCUUUAUGAACCUCCUAAGAUCAAGCUCUUACUUAACUUAGGCCUGGUAUUCGUCUGUUCACUGGGUGUUUUCAUGUUUGUGUACUUCUCCUUAUAAUAUGCUGUGUGAAAGACAGAACAUUUAUAUGAACUAUUUGUUAUUAUUAGCCAUAUAGAGUCUGUAAUAUUUACAGUGUGUUUUAUUUUUCUUUUAAGAACUUCCUUUUAGGGACUUCAUACUGAUAGAUGUUAUUUAUUCCUUUAUCUUGGUUUUGUCACACCUCGAAAUAUUCAGCUGUUCUUUAUGGUAUGUUGACAACCAAAUUCAUUACUGAAACUGUAGCUUUUUUAUACUUGGUUGAACUAAGGUAAUGUAGGAUGUACUAUUUUUUUUUUCUUCCUUGGUGAAUUUUACCUUAAUGUCUGCACUCCUCCAAACUGAAACAAAGUAAAUUUUUUCAUAUAGUAGUACGUAAAUGUGUAAGGGGGUUGUCUUUUGCAUAUGCACACUCUUGGGAAUAUCAGAUUUCUAAAACUUGACUUCGCUUGUAAAUUUGUCACCUGUGUAACUGGAAUAGUGUUUCCAAGGUUUUUAUUUAAAUGGAUAUCACUGACUAGUUGUGCUGUCUGAGUAAACCUAAUUUACAUUCCCAAAUACAAAACGAGCAUUUAGAUCUGUUCAUUUAAAUUGUAACUGUGAUUGUAUAUAUAAUUGGCUGUAUUUUCUGUGCUUUCAUGAUUUUGUAUUUAGUAACACCAAAAUGCCUUUUUUUGCAGAGCUGUGAAGACAUUGCUUUUUGUUAAUAUAACAUUUAAUGUGAAGGAGAAAAAAAAAAAAAAAAAGAAUUCCAAAACGUUAUUGCUACAAAGCAAUUCAGCUAUAGAAUGCACAGACCGGUUAUAUGGAUGUUACUAAAUGGCAGUUUGAACCGCCACAGGAAAGACUGUGUGGGAAAACUGUCAUUAAUGUGUUAAUUCCUCACAUUUAUUUAGCACUUUUCAAAGCACUUAAAGUGCUUUACAUUGUUGGGGGGGGUGUCUCCUCAUCCACCUGGAUGAUGUGACUGUUCCAAAAUGCCCACCACACACCAGCUUAUUGGUGGAGAGGAGUCAGAGUGAUGAAGUCAAUGAGUAGAUGUGGGGAUUGUUAGGGGGCCCGUGAUGGUCAAAAGCCAAAUUUGACCAAGAUGGUGAGGUCACACCUCUACUCUACUCUUUUCGAAAGACAUCCUGGGAUUUAAAGUUGCAUCCAAAGGACGGUGCUUUUUACAGUAUAGCGUACCUGUCACUGUACUGGGGAGUUAGGACCCACAAAGACCACAGGGUGAGCACAGCUUCUCUAACACCUUUUACACUAGCAACCUGGUUUUCCCAGAAGGUCUCUCAUCCAGGUACUGACCAGGCUCAACCCUGCUAAGCUUCAGUAGGUAACCAGUUUUGGGCUGCAGGAUGACAUGGCUGCCAGCCAUAUAAUAACUGAUUUAAUGAUGUCCCAAAACAUUAAGACUGGGAUGUCCAAUUUUGAUUGCUGCGCAAAAUAGUAUCUUGUUCUUCUAGAAGAAGAAUUUGAUUGUAGCUGCAGUAACAGGCAUUGCCUGUUGUUGAUCUGCUGUUGAAUGCACUAUUUGUUCAGAGAAAGGGGAACUGCUGAAUGGCCUUAGUGAAACUGAGAUGGGCGUGAGGGGUUUUCUAGACAGAUGUAACUUAUUUUUUUAAGUAAAGUUUCACAAUGUUGUAUUAAUACCUUGAAAAGACCUUAAACGUAAUGACAUUUUAAUUCAGAAGUUAUGUUAAGAGUUAUCAUUCCAAAUAAAAUUAAGUUGGGAUAUCACUGAAGAAAAAACAUUUUACAUUAUAAAAUAAAUAGUUGAAAAUCACUCUAUAUGUUUAAAUCCCUUUUGUACAGAUAAUCUCUUUGUAAAAGAGGUACAUUAAUAAAGAAACAUUCAUUAGACAUUUGUUGCUUUAUAUUUAUUUUCCCCCAAAUGAACCUUUUGGUUUUCUGACUCUUGUCCUUGUGAAUGUUACUGAAGUGAUUGCCUUUUUUUUUUUUUUUUUUUGCAGCUAUCAACUCAUCUUAUACUUAUUUGAAAAUUAAUUCUCAAUCUCAGAGGGGAAAAAAAAAACCACAUGAAAUUUACAAAGGUUGCGAACUGUUGUGAUUAUCCGAGGCCUAACUGAUCAAAUUGUUCUUGUCAUCUAAACCUGACAUGAAAAAUAAAUUAUCAAAAGACUUAUGCUCCAAAAGAACAUCCUUUUAGCACACAUUAGACAAUUUUCAGGCAAUGCCAUACUACUACUUGCUUAGGGGUGUGAAAUGUGGUUUUGGUUUUGGAUACUCCACAGAUUUUCAAACCAACCUUUUAAUAUUUAUCCAUUCAUUUAGUAGUGAAAUUAUGGGGUUCUGUCUUUUUUUAAAGGCACUUAUAUCUUGUUUGUUUUGUGUUUGAUAAUGUGAAUUGUUUUUGACUGUUACAUUAUUUCAUUCAACAUCACUCUCUGAAGUACUUAUUUUAACAUGGACUUUCAUAACAACAAAAAGGUUUUGUGUUUAUUUGGUUUCAGUAGCUAAAGUUUUGUUUGCAUUGAAUCAUUUGUCAUUGAAUGGUGUAUGGAUUUCAAAUUUUUCUGAUGUGUGAUUUAGAGUUUCUAUAUUUCUUAUGUUGUCGCGUGUUGCCAGAAACUAGCUUUAUCAAUUCAUUAUGAUGAGUUCCAUGAGCUAAAAAGAUGGAGUUUGUUACUUUCAAUCUCUGAUUUCAUGAGAAAUGCACUAAUGAUUUGUACAUUUGCUACUUUUAUUAUUAAAAGUUGCAAAUGAAUAAAAAGACAUUCAUUUGAGAAGGACAAA
This is a messenger RNA of Puntigrus tetrazona (Sumatra barb), 5368 nucleotides long. It is a transcript of the gene slc5a3b, whose product is annotated as solute carrier family 5 member 3b. Gene Ontology annotation, cellular component: plasma membrane. The transcript has 3 exons. Bases 515 to 2638 code for a protein of 707 amino acids. The record is from RefSeq and is a predicted model, not a curated record. Gene Ontology annotation, molecular function: D-glucose:sodium symporter activity. Gene Ontology annotation, biological process: myo-inositol transport; inositol metabolic process; transmembrane transport. Lineage: Eukaryota; Metazoa; Chordata; Actinopteri; Cypriniformes; Cyprinidae.